This is a messenger RNA of Brassicogethes aeneus, 3559 nucleotides long. NCBI's taxonomy places the organism in Eukaryota, Metazoa, Arthropoda, Insecta, Coleoptera, Nitidulidae. The record is from the annotation of a GenBank genome assembly.
UUGUUAACCUUUUGCACUGCAAAAACUGCACAUUUUUUGUUUAUUUAAAAUAAACAUGGUUAAUCUGUCAAUUCGUUUGUUUAUUAUGUUGUUCGGUUGUUUAUACAGAAAAGUUGUGUUUAUUUAUAAUGUCAAAGUGCUGUGAUAUAGUGUUGCAUACUGUGUUUCAAAGGAAAAAAACAAAAAAGUCGCUGCCCAAGCUCAGCAGCCAGGAAGAGGACGGGCACACCCCCCACUCCCAGUUUACUGGUGUAGCCCACUUCGAGCCCAUCCCACACGACCACGAUUUUUGUGAAAGAGUCGUGAUUAACGUGAGCGGUCUUCGAUUUGAGACCCAGCUGAGAACGCUGAACCAAUUUCCAGAUACGCUGCUGGGCGACCCGGCUCGCCGCAUCCGCUACUUCGAUCCACUCCGCAAUGAGUACUUCUUUGACAGAAACCGGCCCUCCUUUGACGCCAUCCUCUACUACUACCAGAGCGGCGGUCGUUUGCGACGACCCGUCAACGUGCCGCUUGAUGUGUUCUCCGAAGAGAUCAAGUUCUACGAGCUGGGCGAACUGGCCAUCAACAAGUUUAGGGAGGACGAGGGAUUCAUCAAAGAGGAGGAAAAACCGUUGCCGUCUCAAGAAUUCCAACGCAAUGUGUGGCUGUUAUUCGAAUAUCCGGAAUCGUCACAGGCGGCACGCGUCGUCGCCAUCAUAUCAGUGUUCGUUAUUCUCCUGUCCAUCGUUAUCUUCUGCCUGGAAACGCUACCCGAGUUUAAGCAUUACAAGGUGUUUAACACCACCACCAACGGCACCAAGAUAGAGGAGGACGAAGUGCCAGACAUAACGGACCCGUUCUUCCUCAUAGAGACCAUUUGUAUUAUUUGGUUCACGUUCGAAUUGUCCGUGCGCUUCCUAGCGUGUCCAAACAAGCUACACUUUUUCCGAGACGUCAUGAACUUUAUCGACAUCAUCGCCAUCAUUCCGUACUUUAUUACCUUGGCCACCGUCGUGGCAGAAGAGGAGGACACGUUAAACCUGCCUCGCGCGCCUGUCAGUCCGCAAGAUAAAAGCACCAAUCAGGCGAUGUCGCUCGCCAUCCUUCGUGUAAUUCGGCUUGUGCGAGUCUUCCGAAUCUUUAAACUCAGCCGGCACAGUAAAGGACUGCAAAUCCUCGGCCGCACGCUCAAGGCCAGUAUGCGCGAGUUGGGUUUACUCAUCUUCUUCCUAUUUAUAGGUGUGGUGCUCUUCAGCAGCAUUGUGUACUUCGCGGAAGCUGGCACCGAGAAGUCCUUCUUCAAGUCGAUACCGGACGCCUUCUGGUGGGCCGUGGUGACGAUGACCACCGUCGGCUACGGCGACAUGAGGUACAAUUGCUCAAUGAAUGCACUCAUCCCUCCUCCUCCUUACAGGUGUCGUGCUCUUCUCGAGUGCCGUCUACUUCGCGGAGGCGGGCUCCGAGAAUUCCUUCUUCAAGUCCAUCCCAGACGCGUUCUGGUGGGCAGUGGUCACCAUGACAACCGUCGGCUACGGCGACAUGACGCCGGUCGGUGUCUGGGGCAAGAUAGUGGGUUCGCUGUGCGCCAUUGCAGGUGUGCUGACCAUAGCCUUGCCAGUGCCAGUGAUAGUUUCCAAUUUCAAUUACUUCUACCAUCGUGAGACGGACCAGGAAGAGAUGCAGUCGCAGAACUUUAACCAUGUGACCAGCUGCCCUUACCUGCCAGGCACUUUAGGCCAACAUAUGAAGAAGAGCUCUUUAAGUGAAUCCUCCAGCGACCUGGUUGAGCUUGAAGAAGGAUUGCUGGUGACGCGGGACCAGCUGCUACGAAAGCAGAACUGCAACCCGCGACACAACAACAAUAUCAACGCCAUGAGCAUCGAGACUGACGUUUGACUACGAGUGACGGACGCCCUGCACCUUUUAACGCUUCGCACAGUUUGCCGUGGUCACGAGGGGCUGCUGCUGCGUCGCCCUGUGAGGCUUCCAUCUCGCCAAGCACCCGACUCGAGCCGAAGUGAGACAAAGACGAAGACGAAGCACCUUUGGACGGCAUCGGAGAUCGACGAGCGAGCAACGCAACGCGCGACGCGCGCCCGCACCGAACGCGACAGAUCACGCGAAUGUUACAGUGCAGUGCUCCGGACGCUUACCGAACUGUUACAUCAAAUUCACAGGACCUUUUUCUCGGUACUUUUGUAUUACCAUAACGAUUGUUUUUGGGUGAGAUAUCCUGCCAAACAUAUAACAUAAUUAUUACAUUAAAUGGUAGUGGCGCGGCGCAGUCCAACACUCUGCACUUUGUUUUCAAAACAACAAUUUUAACAUGUUUUAAGACUUUUUAUAAAAAAACUCGAUGUGUUCUUUUGGUUUAGUUGUAAAAAUAUUACACUAUUUAUCAAUCAAGUACCAUCCAAAAGUGCAAUUUAUACUUAAAUCCUAUUAAUAUUAUGAAAAUAAAAUAACUAAAGCUUUAUACAACUGAAGCUUAUCCCUAAGAACACAUUUUUUAAAACAAAUCCUCCAUUUUUAUGGAAAUCCACAAAUAUCUACUUUGCAUUUUACAAAUUUUAAAAACCAUAAGACUAGUUCCAUUUUUACAUCAUUUUGAUGCUUUAUAUAACUAGAAAAGCAAAUAAUUUAGAAUAGUAUUUUAAUAAUAAGAAAUUUGUAACGAGUAAAGUAAACAAAUAUUCGAUUUUAUUUUGAAUAAAAUGUACAAAUAAAAAUAUGCUUUAAAUGAUUUAAGAAAUUAAAUAGAGUAAAUAAACACCACAUUACUUUUACUUAUCUUUUUAAACAAAGCAAGUUUAAAAUUUUGUAAAUAUAAUAAUAGGAAAACAAACUUGGUCGUCAUUACCCAAUAAUUUUCCUUGAAAUGUAUUUCAAAUAAAAAGUCUAGAACAUAGAAUAUUUUAAAUAUUUUUAGCUUAUACCUAGAAAUUUCAACAGUUAAGUACCUAUGAAGAAUAACCUGUAGCUAUCUUAAGAACUACCUUUAAACAAUAAUUCUUUAAUUAAUAAUUAAAUUCAUUAUUAAAUUAAAUCAUGAUAUUUUCAAACGUCAAAUUAUCCAUCAAAAAUAAAACUGUUGUUUUGAUUACAAAGUGAAGAUUUAGAAAACCUAUUCCGCUUCACUAUGGUGAAUAAACCUAUAAAUAAUAUGAAAGUAACUUAUAAUAAUAAUAAUGAUAACGUAAUACUUAAUAAUGAGUAACCAAAGCAGUAACGCCAUCUUGAAUUGCAUAGGCGCGAGACGCCAUACCGAAAUAACGCAGAGCCACAAGUCUGGAUAAUUUAGAGGCAAGUUAAAGUUUAAAAGGCUUCGUGAUAAUAAAAUAGCAAAUAAAAAACAAAUAAAACAAGAUUUAUUAGUAAUGGCAAUAUUAAAGUUUUUAAUUUGUAGCAAUGUUCUACCAAAAUUAUUAAAAAUGUACCUAUUCAAUAUUUAUUAUAUUCAUUUAGACAUCUUCUAAAAAUUUAAUAUUUAAAUCAUUUCAGAAACACCCAACUUACAAAGUUAUUUUAAAUUUUAUCACAAUUUUAAAAUCCAGUCUCAUAAGAACAUAAUAUUUAU